AUGGCUCACCUCUUCCUGGCCAGCAAGACGGUCCCGCCAGAAGACGGCAACCUGGCGUCUUUCUCCUACGAGAAGCUUAGCUCGGUCGGUAAGGAUGGCGAUGCUGUUGUCACGGCGACUUGGGUCCCGCAUAUCAACGAGGCGCAGCUCCUGAGCGCCGCCACGGGGGGCGCCGAGAUGUCCUGCUACCGCUGCACGGUCCCUUUCGGGUUGGUGAUUCUCAUCGCCGGGGUGGUAGUGACAGGGGUGGCCUACACCUUCAACUCCCACGGGUCCACCAUCUCCGUCUUGGGGCUGGUGCUCCUAGGGGCCGGACUGGGCCUGCUGGCGGCUAGCGUUGCCUGCUGGAAGCUCCGAAAACGCGGGAAGAGGGACCAAAGGAGGAGGGAGAGCCAGGCCGACCUCGUGGUCGGCCAAGGGUACGAAGACGCUGCCAGGCUUGGCUUCGGGGCUGAAAAAUGA
This is a messenger RNA of Nerophis lumbriciformis (worm pipefish), 462 nucleotides long. The record is from RefSeq and is a predicted model, not a curated record. Lineage: Eukaryota; Metazoa; Chordata; Actinopteri; Syngnathiformes; Syngnathidae.